Callorhinchus milii (elephant shark) is the source of this 1330-nucleotide messenger RNA. RefSeq names its product G patch domain and ankyrin repeats 1 (gene gpank1). NCBI's taxonomy places the organism in Eukaryota, Metazoa, Chordata, Chondrichthyes, Chimaeriformes, Callorhinchidae. The record is from RefSeq and is a predicted model, not a curated record. Gene Ontology annotation, molecular function: protein binding; nucleic acid binding.
GAAACGGCCACUUGAUGUUGAUGAGCGCCCAGAACGGGGACCUUAAGACUCUCCGAGGUUUGGUGGAGGGAGCCAGGUGCGACCUGAAUUUCCACGACAGUUUCUACUGGACGGCAAUGAUGUGCGCAGCCUACGCUGGGCAGCUGGAUGUGGUGAGGUACCUACUGAAGUGUGGGGCUGCCUGGGUCGGCGUGUGCAAUGCCACAGGGCAGGACGCUUUGGAGUUGGCCCAACAGGCCGGGCACGCCGAGAUAAUCUCAGCCCUGGAAGAGUUUAACAGACAACGGCAAGAGCGAGAGCACAGGGAGAGACCGAAGGUGAAGAAAUUCUGUCUGGUUUGUGAAGUGGAGUACAAGGAGGCCAGCGUGAGCGAGCACGAGAGAUCCACACUCCACCUGUUCAACACAAGGAACCCUCCCGCCCCUACGUUCUACUUCAUCCCGGAGACUAACCGCGGCUUCAAAAUGAUGCUGCGGGGCGGCUGGGACAGGGAGAAGGGGCUCGGGCCAGACGGGUCGGGGCAAAAAUUCCCCGUCAAGACGGUCCUGAAAAGAGAUCAGAGGGGGCUGGGAUUCCAGAGCGACUUGAAGGCAAAGGUGACACACUUUGAUGCUGGUGAUGAAGGAGCAGUGAAGGGGCCGGAGGGCAUGCCUGUUCGAGUGAAGAGAGCGGCUACAAUGAGUAGGAGGGAACAGAGGAGGAAGGAGGCGAAGGAGAGGGCGUGGGAGCGAGACUUGAGGACGUACAUGAACCUUUGAGAACUGUUAUUGAUGAUUUCAGAGGGUGUGGAUGGGUGAGGGAAAUGUAUGGACAAUUGCGCAAAUCUUCUCUCUUAAUCUUAAUCUCUUAAUCUUCUUAAUUCUUCUCCUUGCAAGUGAGAGGAUCCGAGUUCAGUUCUCGGGCGGAACAAAAGCUUGAGUAGUUUCCUUGCCUCACGCGCCUCUGUUUACCGCGCAGCAAGUCGGAGCCCAGUUAUUAGUCGAUUGGCGAGAUAAGAAUCCCUUAAAAAAAAAAUUGGGCCAUUCAAUCCACGGCUAUUUGUUCUUUCUUUGACUUCCUUCAGAACCUUGAAUCUCUGACCUUUGAAUUUAUGUAUCUUUCUGUCUCUGUCUGCGUGUGUGUGUCUGUCGCUCUCGCUCUCUCUGGCUGGUGCCACUCGCUCUCUUUUGGCUCUCUUUCUAACUUAACUUGCAAAUGUAAGCUUCCUCGUGGUGCUGUGCGAGUUUAUGGGCUUGGUAUCUGGCGCUGGGGAUAAAGAGGGUCCCCUGUUUGGAUUUCCUUUGUAAUGUCUUUUUGUAAUGGAUCCCAGUAAAACCUCUACACAAACAGA